Molecule: messenger RNA, 1405 nt
Organism: Drosophila takahashii
Lineage: Eukaryota; Metazoa; Arthropoda; Insecta; Diptera; Drosophilidae
Product: retinoid-inducible serine carboxypeptidase
Biological process (GO): proteolysis
Molecular function (GO): serine-type carboxypeptidase activity
Source: RefSeq, a predicted model, not a curated record
AUGUGGUGCGGUGCCUUGGCGAUUGUGUGUCUCCUCGUGCUGGGUUCCUCGGAGGCCCGCAAGGGAUUUGGUCCCGGAGAGCAGGACUGGGGUUACGUGGACGUCCGCGAGGGGGCGCACAUGUUCUACUGGCUCUACUACACCACCGCGGAUGUGAGCAGCUAUACGGAGCGACCGCUAGUCCUGUGGCUCCAAGGCGGACCCGGUGGCUCCUCCACGGCGCUGGGAAACUUCCAGGAACUGGGACCCUUGGACUCGAAUGGCGCCCAACGCGAGGGCAACUGGGUGCAGCACGUCAAUGUGCUGUUCAUCGACAAUCCCGUGGGUGCGGGCUUCAGCUAUGCGGAUAAUACCAGCUUGCUUGUGACCAACAACGAGGAACUCAUCGACGAUCUCAUGACCUUCAUGCUGCACUUCUACAAGUUGCACAGCGCCUUCAAGGAUGUGCCGCUGCACAUUUUCUCCGAGAGUUAUGGUGGAAAGAUGGCCCCCGCUUUGGCCAUCCGACUCGACGAGGCCAUGAAGUCGGGUGAGUUGGCCCAGCCGGGAAUACUCAAGUCGGUGACCAUCGGCAAUCCCUGGAUAUCCACUCGCCACAUCACCCGGGAGCACUCCAAGUACUUGUUCGUCAACGGCCUGAUCGACGAGGAUGGGGUGGUGCAGAUUGAUGCCCAGGAAGAGCGCAUCCUUAGCGCCCUCAAAAGUCACGAGUUCGAGAACGCAACGGAUGAGUACUUGAAGUGGUACGAUCUCAUGCAGGUGCUCACGGGCAAGAUGUAUCUGUACAACACCCAGACCCACUUGGAUCCCUCCGAGGAUCGCACCUAUGGGUAUGGGGAUGAUUUUGUGCGCUUCAUGGAGGUGAAUGUAAGUGAGGCCCUGCAGAUCAACGGCAGUUACUAUGCGUCGCAGGUUAUGGAUGUGCUGGGCAGUCUGCACGGAGAUCGUUUGAAAUCGGAUAUUAAUGCGAUUCCCCGUCUGCUAAACGAGACCUCCGUCAAGAUAAAUAUUUACUCCGGUCAGUUGGACUGUCUGGUGCCCACCACAGCCACUCUUUCCUUGAUCAAGGACUGGGCUUGGACCGAUAAGUCGGCCUAUCUCCAGGCCAACCGCACUGCCAUUGUUGUGGACGGAAUACUCCAGGGCUAUGAAAAAAUCGGAGGCAAAUUCGGGAUGUACUGGAUCAAUCGGGCUGGACACUUGGUCCCCUCCGAUAAUCCAACUGCCAUGCAGUACGUCCUCAAAUCCGUGACUCAGUACGACGGCAAGUCCUGGGAGUAGUUUAUUUUAUUUUAUUUAUUUACCACGAAUAAACGAGCAGUUUUGUAUAAAAAUAAUGAGAAUAAUUUUAGAACUCUAAUCCAAUCCCAAAUCCUUCGAGUAAAUUUCAUGUAUCACAUAUAAA